Messenger RNA from Dibothriocephalus latus, 291 nucleotides. Lineage: Eukaryota; Metazoa; Platyhelminthes; Cestoda; Diphyllobothriidea; Diphyllobothriidae. The record is from the annotation of a GenBank genome assembly.
AUGAUUCUUAGCAAGAAAGCGAAGCUGGCUGAGGCCGAUGAAAGUAUGGACGAACUCCCAAGUAGUCUUCCUUCAGUGCCUGCAGUGAAGCUCACAAAAACGAAGAAACGAAACUUGAGGAAGAAGGAGGUCAAACAGCUAAAAAAGGCGGAAAAGGCAAGCCGACCUCAGAAGCCAGCUCUCGAGCCUCGAUUGCCGGCUACCAUAAUCCCGCCGAAACCUGCAGAUCGAGGAAAGUUUUCCGAUGCCGAUGCCCUCCUUACCGAAAUUAAACGUCGCCUCGGUAAGUAA